UUGCAGACAGGCACGCGGGCAUCAUCGGCUCUCUCUCUCUGGCUUGUGAGCUCUGAUUGUUGUGGCUCCUCUUCGUCCAGAAAGUUCGCCUCACAGUCAAAUCGUUUUUAUUUCGCGGAGGUGUUAAAGCAAUAUGGCAGACUCGCAAGAGGACAAGCUGUACAAAGCGGAAUAUGCGAAAAGCGGCCGCGCGUCGUGCAAGAAAUGCAAAGAAAACAUCGCCAAAGACUCGCUGAGGAUGGCCAUCAUGGUGCAGUCCCCCAUGUUUGAUGGGAAGGUCCCUCACUGGCACCACUUCUCCUGCUUCUGGCAGCGAGCUGCAGCUCAGUCCACUGGAGAUAUAGCCGGGUACUCUGACCUCCGCUGGGACGACCAGGAGAAAGUCAAAAAGGCCAUUGAGAGCGGAGGAGCAACAGGAGGAAAGGGUGACCAGAAGGGUGGAGCUAAAGGAGAGAAGACGCUGAAUGACUUUGCAGUUGAAUACGCGAAGUCAAACCGCAGCACAUGCAAAGGCUGCGAGCAGAAAAUAGAAAAGGACCAGAUCCGUGUUUCCAAGAAAACAGUAGACCCUGAAAAGCCUCAGCUGGGUCUGAUCGACCGCUGGUACCACACGGCCUGUUUUGUUAGCCGCCGAGAAGAACUGGUUUUUAAGCCUGAAUACAGCGCUGCCCAGUUGAAGGGCUUCAAUGCACUGCGGGCUGAAGACAAGGAGGAGCUAAAGAAGAGACUCCCUGUAGUCAAAACUGAAGGAAAGCGAAAAGCUGAUGAGAUGGAUGGCGUGUCAAAAAAACAGAAGAAGGAAGAAGAUGACAAGAAGAAGAAGCUGGAGGAGCAGUUGAAGAACCAAAGCCAGCUGGUUUGGGGACUUAAGGACAAACUGAAGAAGUUCUGUUCAAUAAACGAUAUGAAAGAGCUGCUGAUUGCAAACAGCCAGGAUGUUCCCUCUGGAGAGUCCAAUGUGGUGGACUCCCUGGCAGAUGGCAUGGCUUUCGGUGCUCUGGAGGCCUGUAAGGAGUGCAAGGGCCAGCUGGUGUUCAAAGGUGAUGCUUAUUACUGUACUGGAGAUAUCUCAGCCUGGACGAAGUGUGUUUUCAAAACGGCUACACCUUUACGCACAGACUGGGUCAUACCCAAGGAAUUCCACGAAGUUCCCUUCCUGAAAAAGUUCAAGUUCAAGCGGCAGGAUAGAGUUUACCCGAAGGAGGCUCCCGCCCAAACCCUCACCGCAGCCAAAGCAGAACCCCUGGCGAGUGCAUCCCGUGCCCCGAUGGAGCUGCCAGAGGGAGCACCUGCAGACAAACCUCUUACUGGUAUGAAACUGUUGACGGUGGGGAAGCUGUCCAAAAACAAAGAUGAUCUGAAGGUAGCUGUGGAGGAGCUGGGAGGAAAAAUUACAGCCACAGCCAAUAAGGCCUCUCUCUGCCUCAGCACAAAGAAGGAGGUGGAGAAGAUGAGUAAGAAAAUGGAGGAAGCUAGGGACGCCGGCGUGCGGGUCGUCUCUGAGGAUUUCCUCAAAGACAUCAAGUCGUCGGGUAAAGCCCUCCAGGAGCUGGUCUCCCUGCACGCCGUCUCACCCUGGGGAGCAGAGGUCAAAGUGGAGGCUCAGGCUCCAUCUGUGGCCUCCAAGUCUGGAGCGCUGGCUGCUAAGAGCACAGGCAGGGUGAAGGAGGAGGAAGGUGGUAGCAAAAGCAAGACGAUGAAACUCACAGUCAAAGGAGGAGCUGCUGUGGAUCCAGAUUCAGGUCUAGAGAACAGCGCUCAUGUCCUGGAGCAGAGCGGGAAGAUGUACAGUGCUACGCUGGGUCUUGUCGACAUUGUCAGAGGAACGAACUCCUACUAUAAACUGCAACUGCUGGAGGAUGACGUACAGAAACGGUACUGGGUGUUCAGGUCAUGGGGCAGAGUGGGCACCACCAUCGGAGGCAACAAACUGGACAAGUUUCACGACAAAAACUCGGCUCUGGACAACUUCCUGAAUGUCUACAAAGAGAAGACAGGCAAUCAGUGGUGCUCCUCCAACUUCACCAAAUAUCCUAACAAGUUUUACCCCCUGGAGAUUGACUAUGGACAGGAUGAGGAAGCGGUGAAGAGGCUGACGGCCAGCGCUGGCACAAAGUCUAAACUGGCGAAACCUGUCCAGGAAUUGAUCAAGAACAUCUUUGAUGUGGAGAGCAUGAAAAAGGCCAUGGUGGAAUUCGAGAUUGACCUCCAGAAGAUGCCCCUUGGGAAACUGAGUAAGAGGCAGAUCCAGAGUGCCUACUCUCUGCUCACUGAAGUCCAGCAGGCUGUAUCAGAUAGUCUGCCUGAGUCCCAGGUACUGGAUCUCUCCAAUCGCUUUUACACCCUGAUACCUCACGACUUCGGAAUGAAGAAACCUCCACUGCUCAACAACCUGGAUUAUAUUCAGGCUAAAGUUCAGAUGUUGGACAACCUGUUGGAUAUUGAAGUGGCGUACAGCCUGCUGAGAGGAGGAGCACAGGACAACGAGAGCGAUCCCAUCGACAUCAACUACGAGAAACUCAAAACCAAGAUUGAGGUUGUUGACAAGACUACUCGUGAGGCUGAGAUCAUUAUUCAAUAUGUUAAGAACACUCACGCUGCUACACACAACACUUACACACUGGAAGUGCAAGAGAUCUUUAAAAUUGUCAGAGAGGGAGAGCAUCAGCGCUAUCGUCCGUUCGAGGAGCUACACAAUCGCCAACUGCUGUGGCACGGCUCCCGCACCACAAACUACGCCGGUAUCUUGUCUCAGGGUCUGCGUAUUGCCCCUCCAGAGGCGCCAGUGACUGGUUACAUGUUUGGAAAAGGUGUGUACUUUGCCGACAUGGUGUCCAAGAGUGCAAACUACUGUCACACCUCUCAGUCAGAUCCUGUUGGCCUCUUACUGCUGGCUGAGGUUGCUCUCGGCAACAUGCAUGAAUUGAAGAAAGCCUCCCACAUCACAAAAUUACCCAAGGGCAAGCACAGUGUUAAAGGUGUGGGUAGGACUGCUCCUGAUCCCAGUGCCUCAGUCACUUUAGAUGGGGUGCAAGUGCCAAUUGGAAAAGGAGCCCACACUAACAUUGAUGACACCAGUCUACUGUACAACGAAUACAUUGUGUAUGAUGUAGCGCAGAUAAACAUGAAGUAUCUCCUGAAGAUCAAGUUUAACUACCAGACGUCCCUGUGGUGAGAGGGCCAUUACUAAUCCUUCACCACGGAAAUCGAAGACCAGAGUUGCCUCCAAAACGCCUGGGCUUCAUUCUCUGCAAAACAAGAUGUUUGGCAAAGGAGCGACGCUUCACCACGUGUCACAGUGGUCAUUGGAAAUCUCUAGUCACUUUAUUGCUUUUUCAUCAGGUUAACUAGCUGGCAGCCUUUCUUAGUAACACAUUAGGUACCUAAAUACCUAUUUCAGAGAUGCUCAUAAAACAGUUCUGUGGUGGUGAAAGCAUGGUGCAUACCACAUAGAGUUGGGUUUAGUAAUAAACAUCAGUAAAAGUUAGUAGUUUUCUGUCUGACGUGGUAAUCUUCAUUCUAUAUUAAACUUGUAGUUAAUAAGGCAUAGCACCACAUCUUGCAAGGGGUUUCUCAGUGAAAUAGCUGCUUAUAUGAACAUUUUGUAGUCUUGUGUUUCAAAGAUACUGUACAAGGUUUGACAUGUAUAUAUUUUGU
Labrus bergylta (ballan wrasse) is the source of this 3657-nucleotide messenger RNA. RefSeq names its product poly (ADP-ribose) polymerase 1 (gene parp1). Gene Ontology annotation, biological process: double-strand break repair; protein poly-ADP-ribosylation. NCBI's taxonomy places the organism in Eukaryota, Metazoa, Chordata, Actinopteri, Labriformes, Labridae. Gene Ontology annotation, molecular function: DNA binding; zinc ion binding; NAD+ poly-ADP-ribosyltransferase activity. Gene Ontology annotation, cellular component: nucleolus; nucleus. The record is from RefSeq and is a predicted model, not a curated record.